UUGUUGUAGAUUUUUAUUUUUUAUUUUAUUUUUUUCCUUCUCUAUACAUUUUUGUUUUUAGUUUCCCCCCUCACUAAGGGCAUAGACGACAUUCCCUUUUCCCUUUUUGACAGUUUAAAUCCAAUUUGAGUCCUUUCCCUUCAACCCCCUUUGCUAAGUGAAGGACAGCAAAGAAUAGCCUUUUCUGAUUUUUCCCAGUUGCAGUGAGCCUUUCACCCAUAACUUGCUAAAAGACUGGUGGGAGUAUUGGACUGCAUUUUCUGUAAAAUAAAAAAAAAAUAAAACAGUAUUUUUUUAUGAUAGUACACACAUUUGAUUUGAUUACUUUUUAGACAGCUUCAUGUCUAUUUUUUCAGUGUAGGACACUUAUACAUUUGUCCCCACCCUGUGUCACUGUUAGUCCCAAUGUUCUUUUCUUUACCCCGACCUUUUACAAGAGGUCACCCCCUCCCCUUUCAGGAAGAAAGGCUGGAGCUCUAAAAUUGAAAAAAUUGAAUCUGUAUUGUCAUUUUUGGACCUUGGCCCAUGCAUUUUCAUAUUGUUGAUUUUGGAGGGAAAAUGCUGGCUCGGUCUUUGAAGAAUAUAUGAACUGAUGAGAAGCUAGUAUACCUUUGCAGUGCAAAAAAUAAGAUGGUUUCUAACCUAACCACUGUACUCCAAUAUAGCUUAUCAAAUGCCCAUUGACAAGCUUUUGGUCUCAGUUUGCUGUCAGUACAGUUACUGCCAGUGGUGGGGUUGUUACACGUUCAUUUGUCAUUUAAAACUUGUCUAUAUGGGGGGGGCUGGGGGGGCCUGGGUUGGAUCAAAUCUGGAGAUGUGGAGUUGUCCCACUGGUUACAGGCCAUCUUAUUUCGUGCUUGAGGGGGGUCAAGGAGUGGGGAGGAGCACCAGGGAGUCACAAGCUCCCCUGCUCUGUCGCUCCACCCCCCGCGCGCUUGCUGAGGAUUGGUGGAGUGUGCGCGCUCAGAGCUGUCUUCCUGACUGUUAAGCUAUACCCAGUCAGUGCUCAAGCACAUCCCUUUUGCUUGUGUGCUUUUCAUGCACACAUGCAUUAGAUUUUCUUUUGUCUUUGGUGGAUACUAAGAAUUGAAUCCAGCUGGUUAUCUAUUCUGAUAUCCACUGCUAUUUAAUAGUGUUUAAUUGUGUGGGUUUAAGGGAGCUCAUUCUCAAGUGCCUUGUCCAAAUUACGUCAAGCAGACAGCUCACAAUCUGUACUCCACCACCUGCGUCAGAUGCUGGGUUAGAAAGACAGAAGCAAGCGCAGCAAGCGAUGACUUCUUUAUUUCAGAGCUGUGGAGGCUUCUAGAUACAAAUAAUUACACCACAGAUUUUUCUCCCUAUCCCAUUGGCCAGGAUUCAAGAAAGCAGGCCAGGAUAAAGAAAUCAAAGUUUGAAAAAUAUUUCAUGAACAUGCAAAAUGAGUAAAAGAAAAGAAAUGAUUAAUACUUUUUCCCUUGUCCUUUUAAAUAUGUAAUAUUAUUCCCAAAGAAAUGGGAUCAGUUCAUUUGGGCAAGAUCAAGCCAGUAACUGCCCUCCUGUAGUUUCAUAUGAAAACUGAAUUGAUCUACAGCUGGAAGCCUGACUAUAUUUCGAUGUUAAACUGAACACAUCAAAGCCUUUCUUCCCUCCCAGUUACCCUCAAAGCAUUUCUUUUGUUUUCUUUGAAAUGAAACAUUCAUUGCAUGAAUGAAAACUAAGAAUAGUCUGUUAUGUUUGUUGUGAUUUGGAAGAACCAGUUUUAUUUCCAUAUAAAAAAAAAAAGAAGAAGAAGAAUGUAUUGUUUGAAAACUUCUACUAACGAUCUUGUUUUCUGAUUUUGUCUCUUUUGGUUUUUCCACAACUGAUAUUGUUAUUUAGAAGGUUUCAGGUGGGUGACACUAUUCCUGCGUAGGUGCCUGGCGGAAAGGAACACUAGGGCAGCCUCAGUCCUCUCCUCUUCUUCCAGCCAGCUGCGGCCACCACUCUGACAAAGUCCAAAAAUAUGGCUUGUUACCUGAAAGCCAUUGAGACUCAGCCCAACUUUGCAGUGGCUUGGAGCAACCUGGGCUGUGUGUUCAAUGCCCAGGGAGAGAUAUGGUUGGCCAUACACCAUUUUGAAAAGGCGGUGACCCUGGACCCAAAUUUCCUUGACGCAUACAUCAAUUUGGGAAACGUCUUGAAGGAAGCCCGCAUCUUUGACAGAGCUGUGGCUGGAUACCUAAGGGCCCUGAGUCUUAGCCCAAACCAUGCAGUUGUACAUGGAAACCUGGCCUGUGUCUACUACGAGCAAGGCCUCAUUGACCUGGCUAUUGACACUUACCGUCGUGCUAUCGAAUUGCAGCCGCACUUCCCUGAUGCCUACUGCAAUCUGGCAAAUGCCCUGAAGGAGAAAGGCAAUUUUCUUUCACAGGUGUCCGAAGCAGAAGAAUGCUACAACACGGCCUUGCGUUUGUGUCCAACCCACGCAGACUCCCUUAACAACUUGGCCAAUAUCAAGCGUGAACAGGGCAACAUUGAGGAGGCAGUUCAGCUCUAUAGAAAAGCACUAGAGGUGUUCCCAGAGUUUGCAGCAGCUCACUCUAACCUGGCCAGUGUCCUGCAGCAGCAAGGAAAACUCCAGGAGGCCCUCAUGCAUUACAAAGAGGCCAUCAGGAUCAGCCCCACAUUUGCUGAUGCCUACUCAAAUAUGGGCAAUACACUGAAGGAAAUGCAAGAUGUACAGGGAGCGCUUCAAUGCUACACCCGUGCCAUCCAGAUCAACCCCGCCUUUGCUGAUGCUCACAGCAAUUUGGCCUCCAUCCACAAGGAUUCUGGAAACAUCCCAGAGGCCAUUGCUUCUUACCGCACAGCCUUGAAACUCAAGCCAGACUUCCCUGAUGCUUACUGCAACUUGGCACAUUGCCUACAGAUUGUGUGUGACUGGACAGAUUAUGAUGAGCGGAUGAAGAAGCUUGUGAGCAUUGUGGCUGACCAGCUGGACAAGAAUCGCUUGCCUUCAGUGCACCCUCAUCACAGCAUGCUGUACCCACUCUCACACGGCUUCCGCAAGGCCAUUGCUGAACGCCACGGAAACCUUUGUCUGGACAAGGUACACGCACUGAUAAAAAUCAAUGCACUGCACAAACCUGCAUAUGAGCAUCCGAAGGAUCUGAAGUCCAGCGGCGGACGUCUGCGUGUUGGUUACGUCAGCUCUGACUUUGGCAACCACCCUACUUCCCACCUGAUGCAGUCCAUUCCUGGCAUGCACAACCCUGAGAAAUUUGAAGUGUUCUGCUAUGCGCUCAGCCCUGAUGACAGUACCAACUUCCGCGUAAAAGUGGUAGCAGAGGCUCAUCAUUUCACAGACCUCUCACAGAUUCCUUGCAAUGGCAAGGCAGCUGAUCGUAUUCACCAGGAUGGAAUCCACAUUCUGGUCAACAUGAACGGAUACACCAAGGGGGCCCGAAAUGAGCUGUUUGCCCUCCGCCCUGCACCCAUUCAGUCUAUGUGGCUGGGUUACCCUGGAACUAGCGGGGCGCCCUUCAUGGACUACAUCAUCUCUGACAAGGAGACAUCACCUGUUGAAGUAGCUGAGCAGUAUUCUGAGAAACUGGCCUACAUGCCCAAUACUUUCUUCAUUGGAGACCAUGCCAACAUGUUCCCUCACCUCAAGAAAAAGGCGGUAAUUGAUUUCAAGUCUAAUGGACACAUCUUUGACAACCGCAUUGUUCUUAAUGGUAUUGAUCUGAAGGCCUUCUUGGACAGUCUGCCUGAUGUGAAAGUGAUAAAGAUGAAGUGUGACAACAACCAGGAUGCUGCCGGGGACACAAAUGGAGCUCUGUCCAUGCCCGUUAUCCCCAUGAACACAGCAGCUGAAGCAAUCAUCAACAUGAUCAACCAAGGCCAAAUCCAAGUCACGAUCAAUGGCUUCACUGUCAGCAAUGGCCUGGCCACCACACAGAUCAAUAACAAAGCUGCCACUGGCGAGGAGGUUCCACGCACAAUCGUUGUGACAACCCGCUCCCAGUAUGGUCUGCCAGAGGACUCCAUUGUCUACUGCAACUUCAACCAGCUCUACAAGAUCGACCCCCCUACUCUUCAGAUGUGGGCCAAUAUCCUGAAGCGCGUUUCCAACAGUGUGUUGUGGCUUCUUCGUUUCCCCGCCGUCGGCGAGCCCAAUAUCCAGCAGUACGCUCAGAACAUGGGUCUGCCUGGCUCUCGCAUCAUCUUCUCUCCCGUGGCCCCCAAGGAGGAGCACGUGAGAAGGGGCCAGCUGGCUGAUGUGUGCCUAGACACUCCACUAUGCAAUGGUCACACCACAGGCAUGGAUGUUCUCUGGGCUGGAACACCCAUGGUCACCAUGCCAGGUGAGACCCUUGCCUCCCGUGUUGCCGCCUCACAACUCAACUGUCUUGGCUGCCCUGAGCUAAUAGCCCACAGUCGCCAGGACUAUGAGGACAUAGCAGUCAAACUGGGAUCUGACAUGGAAUACCUGAAGAUGGUCAGAGCACGUGUCUGGAAGCAGCGAAUCUGCAGCCCUCUUUUCAACACCAAGCUGUACACAAUGGACCUGGAGAGGCUCUAUCUGCAGAUGUGGGAGCACUAUAGCAAUGGCAACAAGCCUGAACACCUGGUCCAGACAGUAGAGACCAGUGAGAAUGCCUGAACUUGGAAGCACGCUGAUUUCUUUUCCCUUAUAACCCCAACCAUGUUCAGCCCUCCCCACCAUCUUUUUUUUGUUUUGUUUUUUUAUACCAUUAUCAGCACCGUAGCUUGGAAUAGGCCAUUUCCACUCCAGCCUUCUCCCUGAAUGACUGUCUCCAUCUCUCUCAUUUACUAUUAAUGGGACUCUUUAUUUGUGAAGGAGCCUACAGAUGUACACAUUCAUCCCCCAUCACAUUCGUUGUUGCAUCACACAUCUGCAUUUCCUGAGCCAGAUCGAGCCUGAGACUUUCAGGCACCUCAUCUGAGACUCUUGUCCUAAAACACAGUAUAUUGGUGAGCAUGAGAAGAUUGUGAAUGCCCUGCUUACCCCUUCAGUACUUGGAUCAGUGGAUUUUUAUUUUUUUUCCUCCUGUCGGUGUGCGUACAGGACUAAUUGCAGCUUGUGAAGGGAAUGCCCAGCCGUCAUUACUUGUUGAUCUAUUUAUAAAUGGAUUAAGAGUGUUGUGUGUUUUAAAAGGACAAUGUUGCACCAUGAAAAUUGUAACCCUGACUUAAGUUUCAUCAGCUUUAACAUACAAUUGUAAAAAAUAGGUUGCAACUGCUCUUUAGUUUGUCUUAAGCUGUUAUUAAAUUACUGCAAUGAGUAGAUGUGCGAGUCUUGAGGAAUAUGGUCUAGAAUGAAGAUUUCGUCCCCUCACCAAAUGCCAACUUUUAUUAAUUUUGUUGUCAAUCAAGGAAUAUGUUCAGUAGCUGUUGUCCUGUUUGAUGUCACACUAUGCUUGUAAAAAUGAUUGGACAAAGCUGGACAAAGGAGCUUCAAUUCAUUGGAAAGGGCCUAAAUUUAAGUUUAGAUGUCAGAGCUGUUCACAAAUUGAUCUUGUUUUUUAAUCACUCAAACCAGGAACGGCCUAGGUAAGUAUUUUCUAAGCAGUUUUUCUUUUUGUAUUGUCCGUUAACUGUAUGCUGUCAAUGAUGCCACGAGGCUCUAAAUAUAAUAAAAAAUAAAGAGAUGGCAAAACUCUGCUGUCUUUUCCGGCUCACUUGAUUUAGUUGUUGGUGAAAACAAUAAAAAGUUAAAAACA
Messenger RNA from Dicentrarchus labrax (European seabass), 5705 nucleotides. It is a transcript of the gene ogt.1, whose product is annotated as O-linked N-acetylglucosamine (GlcNAc) transferase, tandem duplicate 1. The transcript is spliced from 19 exons. Lineage: Eukaryota; Metazoa; Chordata; Actinopteri; Moronidae. Gene Ontology annotation, biological process: protein O-linked glycosylation. Gene Ontology annotation, molecular function: protein binding; protein N-acetylglucosaminyltransferase activity. The record is from RefSeq and is a predicted model, not a curated record. Bases 1982 to 4624 code for a protein of 880 amino acids.